ACGAAACUGCCCAUCUUCCAGCGGUGUUCGUUUUUAGCAUUCGGAGAUUGGGUCCGAAGUAUACAUUUAUUGUUACUGCAGGUGUAAUGGUAACAGUGUAAUAACCUUUGGGAGGCAGUUGCGCAUCUUACGGACUGAUAGCUGCUGAUAGCGGGACACAGCUGGGGUCGCAGCGAUCGCGGCAAUCGUCGUAAUCGCUGUCCCCACGACGGAGUGCUGUCGAGAGUCCGUCAGUCGCUCCAAGGCAUCCCUGCGGGUAGCUUAGAGACUCGUCCUUCCUCAUCCUGACCACCGAGUAAUUAUCUCUACAUUCCUGAAGAAACGAUGGCAACGGCAGGUCGAGUCGUCGUCUACGGAGGAAAAGGCGCGCUCGGAAGCGCGAUUGUUUCUUUUUUUAGGCAGAAACAGUGGUGGGUUGCGUCCGUGGAUCACUUUCCGAACGAAGAGGCCGACGCCAAUGUGGUGGUCCAGUCUUGCGAAGCGUGGACCAACCAGCACGAACUGGUGCUCCAGGGAGUCGCCAAGGUGCUCAAGGAUGACAAGAUCGAUGCGCUCAUCUGUGUCGCCGGCGGAUGGGCCGGGGGAAACGCAGCUUCCGCUGACUAUGUGAAGAACUGUGAUUCUCUUUGGAAGUCCAGCGUUUGGACAUCAGUGAUUGCCUCCAGCCUUGCAUCAAAGCACUUGAAGGAUGGUGGUCUGCUUGCACUGACUGGAGCCAAGGCUGCGCUUGAGCCCACACCUGGCAUGAUUGGUUACGGCAUGGCAAAGGCGGCCGUGCACCACCUCGUGCAGAGCCUGGCUGGUAACAAAAGUGGGCUGCCACAAGGGGCCACUGUAGUGGCCAUACUUCCCGUAACGCUGGACACCCCAAUGAACCGAAAGUUCAUGCCUAAAGCAGACUUCUCCUCUUGGACUCCCCUCAACUUUGUGGCCGAGUUGUUCUUCAAAUGGACUACUGGUCAAGAGAGACCAGUCAACGGAAGCUUGAUGAAGUUGGUAACUGAAGGGGGCAAAACCAAUGUUUCUGCCUAAUUCAGCUAUUGUGCCAAUCGGCCAGCAGUGGGACCUAUCAUUAAUGAAAUCUCAAACUCUCCAGAUGUUCUCCGUGCAUUUCACGUAUGUUCUUUGACGUGUGCUUCUGGUAUGCAAAAGAACGGUCGUCUACUUAUGUCUUUUACUACAGUGUAUGCAAAAAUUAAAUAUUGAUUGCUCCUUA
This is a messenger RNA of Rhipicephalus sanguineus (brown dog tick), 1216 nucleotides long. It is a transcript of the gene Dhpr, whose product is annotated as dihydropteridine reductase. The record is from RefSeq and is a predicted model, not a curated record. NCBI's taxonomy places the organism in Eukaryota, Metazoa, Arthropoda, Arachnida, Ixodida, Ixodidae. The transcript is spliced from 5 exons. The coding region runs from base 325 to 1032 and encodes 235 amino acids. Gene Ontology annotation, molecular function: NADH binding; 6,7-dihydropteridine reductase activity; NADPH binding. Gene Ontology annotation, cellular component: cytoplasm. Gene Ontology annotation, biological process: tetrahydrobiopterin biosynthetic process; L-phenylalanine catabolic process.